Molecule: messenger RNA, 2757 nt
Organism: Spodoptera litura
Lineage: Eukaryota; Metazoa; Arthropoda; Insecta; Lepidoptera; Noctuidae
Biological process (GO): regulation of transcription by RNA polymerase II
Cellular component (GO): nucleus
Molecular function (GO): DNA-binding transcription factor activity, RNA polymerase II-specific; RNA polymerase II cis-regulatory region sequence-specific DNA binding
Source: RefSeq, a predicted model, not a curated record
GCCGCUGACCGCCGCGACGUCACACCGGCCGCGCCGUCGCCGAUCGAUUCCCUUCGGACAUCUUGGACAACACCGUCCACCACCUCCUUUUUUCUCAGGGCGAGCGAUGUAGUAGGCCGCGAUGCAUAUAACGUCAAGCCUGUCUCCGGCGUCCGGCGAGAUGCUGGACACGGCGUCGCUCAAUUUUUACGGAGAUGCAGGAGACCAGUAUGGGACGACGUACUUCGCUGUGGACCACACGGUCCCGGAGUCGUCCCACACAGUUGAGAUAGAGUAUGUGUACGAGCAGCCAGAUACCUAUGCCAUCAACCAAGAAGAUAUAGAAACAGAUGUGCCUCAGAGUGAACAAGUCGUUGCGGCUGAUCAAGUUGAAUACUCUAAAAAGAUUCACAGCAAACACAAGCCUAACAAGAUGGUUGUAGACGAGGAGCCGGAGGCUGAUCUCACGAAUUUGACGUGGUUGCAGAAUAUUACAAACAUAAUGUCGGUGCCGCAGUUUCCGAUACCUCCCGUUUCGCCGGCUCCGCAGGUGAAGGUACAGCCGCAGAACACGAGGUUACAGAAGUUUAAUCAGACAAUAGCGAAGUGUCAGAAGGACUUUACUGAGAACAAGCAUGAGUAUAGGACAAACAGUGAAAAGAAGCCGCCGUACUCGUACAGCACGCUGAUCUGCAUGGCGAUGAGGUACAACAACGACAAGAUGACGCUCUCCGCGAUAUACUCGUGGAUCAGGGAGAAUUUCAAGUUCUACAGGAACGCCGACCCCACCUGGCAGAAUUCCAUCAGACACAACCUGUCUCUAAACAAAGUGUUUGUGAAAGUAGCUCGAUCAAAACACGAGCCGGGGAAAGGAGGCUUUUGGAAACUCGAUCUCGCACAUUUAGAAGGAACCAAACGAAUCUCAAAUAGACCUCAUAAGAAGAAGAAAUCAGCAUCCAAGGAAAAAGCCACAGAGGAAAAAACUGCAGUCGCCAACAUUCCGCAGGUCAAUGCGGUAGAAGAAAUGUCUAAUGAAAUAAAUCAGGCUGUGAUGCUGCACUUACCUGAUUUCAAUAUUGGGAGCAUUCAAAGUCUUCCUGACAUUGAUCUAGAGACGAAUAUCGGAGCUAAUGUGAUUGUGGAGCCGGCUGUGCCACCUCCUUUGAUGCCCGAAGAUGACCUGUCGUCCUUACUCCUCAACCCUACGGAGUGGAACGACCUACAACUAGACAUGUUGGAUAAUUACCUGGACUCAUGUUUCGAGUAAGUUUUUAAGCAUUUGUUGUUAGUCGUAUCUGUUCCAAUUCGAUGUUAGUGAGUGUAUAGUUUCGUUUUAAUAGUCGAUGAUAAUUUCAAAAACUGGUGUAUUUCGUAGUUGUCCAAUUUUCUAUAGUGACUGCGACAUGAACUGUUUGUGCUUUUCCCGGGAAACUAAUCUAUAAUUUUUAGUGUGCCUUUAAAUAUGAACAAAAUUAACGAUAGAAACAGUAGAAUUUAUGAAAGCCGUCCUUAAUUAAACAUAUAAAUAUACAUGACUAAAUAGGAGAAAAAAUUAAUAUUUAUAAAUGUAACGUCGUCGUCAGUAUUCUGUGUUAACAGACAGUAUUACCCUUCACGUUUUCUAUCAACUGGAUGUGAAUAAAUUUUAUAUUUAUCUCAUUUUGUACAAGAUAAAUAAUUUAGUCUAGUCAAUAAAAGGCUUUUGCGAAAGAUUAGGUAGGAAUUUUAAUGUUGAAUUUGUUUUAUAUACGUAAAAUGUAGGGAGUCGUGAAUUCAUCUUAAGAAACACUAUUAUUAAAGGUUUAAUUCAAUGUGUUUAAAAAAGUCAAUAGAGUAUAGAUUUUUAUUAUUUAAACAUAUCAUUGUGUCGUACAAACACCAGAAUCGAUAUCCUAAACAGUAAUAGGAUUAAAUUGUGUUAUUUAGGUUUUUUAUCUAAUAAUAGUAUUUAAGGCACAAUUUAUUAAACGAAGCCGUCCUGGACUUACUAUAUAGACACACUAUCGUAACUAUUAUAUUAAAACAGGUAUAAAUACCUAAAUAAAUAUAUAAAUUCAUAAUUGCUGUCGGGGUAAAAAUAUCCACUUAUUAAAUAUUUGUGUCUGUAGUCAUUUAAAUUAAUAUGGUCCUUAGUAAAAUAUCAUAAUGAAGUUAUAAAGAUUAAAUAACAGUGUCUUUAGUUAAAAUAUGCUAGAUACUUACAUACUUAACCUCACGCCUGUCUCUCGGGUAGGCAGAGACUAUGAAUCGCCAAUUACUACAAUUACAAAUUUGCAAAAUCUUAUUAUUAAAUCUGGUGAUUCUGAAAAUCAAUAGUUUGUUAAUUACAAUGAGUUAUUCAUUAUAAGAAUUAAAAUUGUGGUUACAGAGGUAUGAAAUACUUCAAAACUAAUUGUCUCAAAAUUGAUAAUUUUGCUCAAUCAAAGCUCAGUUGUUUGCCUAAUAAAUUGGGUUACAAAUAACAUGACAGUAUUAUAAAACGUAUGCACAAACAAUUUGUAGCAAUCUAUUUACUUGCUAGAUUGUAAAUCUAUGCGUUGUAGAGUUAACAACUAAGAAUGAACUUGAAACCUCCCGGUUUGAAAGUCGGUUAAAAAUAAAACAAUUAACUGAUUACAUGAAUCGAUAAGUAACUAUGGUGGUAAGUCAUUAAUAUUGGUCAGCAUUCAGUGGGUUAGUCAUAAAAUUAUUGAUUUUUCUUACAUGAGAACAUUUAAAAGCCAUUUAUGCAAUGUCUGUGUGAAGGACAAGAAUUAUAUUUUAAUGCUUUAAAAUAUA